UACAUCACGGGACGAUGCAUCGAUAAUAUAAGCUGCUUUGUAAGGUGAAUAGAAUAGGUGAAAUGAAUACUUUUCUGAGUAUUUUGACCAAGAAGAGGGAGAAUAGAUUUAUUCACUGAGGCUUAACUUGUUAACCCGUCUUAACUACAUACAUGCAGGCUAUUACACUUUCUUUAAGAGAUAGCUGUGUACAUCGAGGAAAAAACAGAAAAAAGUUCAAUAAUGCCUGACACGCAUUUAGAAGAGAGUGAUGUAUCAGGUGAUGCCAUGAUGCCAGAAACAGAAGAUGCAAUGACGUCAGAUGGUGGGGUCGAAAUGACAGCGGUUACCUUGACCCCAAUGGACGAGACGAUUACGACGACGACGACGACGACGACGACGAACCAGGUUGAGGCGACCAAGCAGGAUGAGAACGUCGAUCAUAAAGAAAGUAUUCAAAUGGAUGAUAGUGGGAGAGAUGGAUUUAAAUACAGGAAAAGCGUCCAGCUACUUAUACCCAUUAGACUCAAGCCUACAAAUGAACAAUAUUCACCGUUGGAUCAUUGUGGACUUCUUUCAUUCGUAUGGCUGUCAUGGAUGACGUCCUUGUUCUUCAAGGCUUAUAAAAAGACGCUUGAGUAUGCCGAUCUUGGAACGAUGUCGGAGUAUGACAGAGGCGAUUAUAACGGAGAUAGACUGGAGAGACUGUGGAUGGAAGAAGUGGCUCUGAGUGGUAGUGAGGAGGAAGCUUCUAUCGGGAGAGUAGCCAUUCGAUUUGUAAGGACCAGGCAGAUCGUAUCAGCUGCUGUGCUUGUCGUCGCGCUGAUGGCGUCUUUCGUCACAUCUGCUGUCCUUGUACAGAGGUUACUGGAGUAUACUGAGGAGGAGGAGGUCGACCUCUGGUCCGGCAUCGUACUCGUUGUCUCUAUCUUCAUCCUCCAAAUCGUUCGUAUAACGGGCGACGUCUUCUCUCGCUCAUUCAACUGUCGAACAGCCACACGUCUACGGAGCGGUAUGCUGACUGUGGCGUUUCGCAAGCUAGCUAACCUUAGGAGUCUACAGCAGCACAGCGUCGGGGAGAUUGUGAACAUAUGUGCCAACGACAGUCAACGUCUCUUCAACGUAUGCGUGGUAGGAAACUUCCUGAUCUCCUCCCCAGCCUUGCUUCUAGCAACCCUCAUUACGACACAGUUCAUAGUCGGAAGUGGGGCGUUGAUCGGGACACUCGCAACAUUCAUCUUGUUCGUCCCUAUGCAGGUCAUGGCUGGAAAGACCAUAUCGAAGAUAAGAAUACAAUGUAUCGAGAUCAUCGAUGUCCGUGUCCAGAAGAUGCAUGAGCUUGUGACUUACAUAAAACUGAUCAAGAUGUAUGCCUGGGAGCUACCAUUCGCCAAGUCAAUAAAAGCUUUACGCCGCCAAGAAAAGUCGCAUUUGGAAAAGGCGGGAAUGUUGCAGAGUUUCAGUCUAUCCAAUGUUCCCAUCAUUCCAAGUCUUGCUUCAGUCCUAUCCAUCAUCAUCCACAUCUAUAUGGGAAACUCACUCACUGCAGCUGAGGCGUUCACUCUCGUGUCACUUCUGAACGUUUGUAGAGCUGUUAUUGGACCUGCUCCCUUUGCCGUCCGCAUGCUGGCUGAAUCUAACGUUGCACUGGAUCGACUGAAGUCAAUCAUGAUCAUGGACAAAGCGAAAGCGAAUGAGAAGCUUGAAGAUAGUAGUGAGAACAUGGUUGAAAUCAGAGGAGGAGAGUUCGGAUGGGAUGACAUCUCAUACAACGAAGAUGCGAUCCAAGAUGACAUCACCAUGGAAACUACGUCCGAAGAUACGAACAAAAAUGAAGUUAUCGACACGAAUGGUAGCGGUGACCCAGAAGUGAUGAUAAAGAACGGAUCACACAAUGCUACCGAUUCAAAUGGAAUUAAAGAACAGACAUCUGACGUAAAACAACACGAGUGUAAUAGUGUGACCGAUGAAUUCUCGAAUAAUAUUGUAUCAGUACUUUUCGAUGUCAACUUUGACCUCCCAAAUGGACAUUUGGUUGGUGUAUGCGGAUCUGUCGGCAGCGGGAAGUCUUCGCUGGUCAAUGCCAUCUUAGGUCAGAUGGAGAAGGUCAAAGGCACUUGCAAGGUCAGGGGAAAGUUCGCUUACGUUGCGCAGGAAGCCUGGAUAUUCAACGCCACAGUGCGAGAGAACAUUCUCUUUGGAAAACCGAUGGACGAGAAGCGUUAUGCUAUGGUCCUAGAGGCCUGUAGCCUCAAACAAGAUCUGACGAUCUUAACCAAUGGAGAUGAAACAGAGAUCGCUGAGCGAGGAAUCAAUUUGAGUGGUGGUCAGAAGCAAAGGGUCAGUCUUGCGCGUGCUGUGUAUGCUGAUCAUGAUGUGUAUUUCCUAGAUGAUCCGUUGAGUGCAGUAGACGCACACGUUGGAGAACACAUCUUCACGAGGUGCAUCAAUGGAAUCUUAAACGAGAAAACCAUUCUUUUCGUCACACACCAGCUUCAGUACUUACAAGACUGUGACUCUGUAGCAGUGAUGAUGAAUGGCCGGAUCAAGGAACAAGGAAGUCACAGUGAACUCAUGUCAGAGAAAGGAGAAUAUGCUCGACUUAUCACCACACACUGCACGCAAACUCGAAGAUAUACAAGAAGGUGUCAGCUAAUGACAUCAGAAAUACGGUGUAGUGGACCACCGACCUGGGAGGACUACCGGGGUUACAUACAAGCAAUGGGAGGCUACAUCGCUGCCUCCUCAAUCAUCUUCACCUACAUCGUGGUGAUUGGGAUGCUAACAUUUAACAACUGGUGGCUGGCUUACUGGAUAGGAGAGAGUAGCAACCGACCGUACAACGAGACAUUGGAUGAGGAAGCGCCAUCGCUAGUAAACGACCCUAAUCUCUGGUUUUACAUGCUGGUGUAUGGAGGUUCCCUACUUCUCAUCUUCAUUGUGGCUGCCAUUAAGAGUGUCAUCUAUAUGAAGCUUGAUGGAUAUGGAGGUGUACACGAAUACCAUGACUGCGAGCGGCAAGACAAACUGCAGGAACGCGCCGCCGACAGCGAAACCAUUCCGUCCCUCAAUCUAACGUUAAUGACGCAGAAGUAUUAUUGCGCCAUCGUCUUCGCCCUUCAUUACCACAGUCGGGCCAAGUCAGCAAGGUUCAUCUGGCUUGUCGCUCUACCCUGGUUGUCUGGAUUCGCCUAUCAUCAAUAUCUCGCAUGGUUUAUCAGGCUUACACUGAAAGCAUCGUCCACCUUACACAAUAAUCUAUUCCGAGCAGUUAUACGUAGUCCAGUGAGCUUCUUUGAUACCACACCUAUUGGACGAGUGCUCAACAGAUUCUCUAAAGAUAUAGAUGAGCUGGAUGUGAUGCUGCCAAUCAACAUGGAAAUGAGUCUUAAUUAUGUCCUGACGAUCGUUGCAUCGUUGAUCACCAUCUGCAUAGUAUUCCCGUAUUCCCUAUGCGCCGUCAUCCCAGUCAUCGUCGUCUUCUUCUUCAUCAUGUUCUUCUAUCGUAAGGGCGUCAACGACCUUAAGCAGUUGGAAAACAUGAGCCGAUCUCCAUGGUUUUCUCACAUUGGUUCGACUGCAAUGGGACUGGCCACCAUCCAUGCCUAUGACAAGACCGAUGAUGUUAUCACAAAUUCGACCAUGCAGCUCAUCUAUACUUGUUCCAAACAAGACAUUAAACCAGAGGCUCCUGAAAGCAUCAAGUCGAGAAUGCCUGAGAAAGGCUGGCCAAGUCGAGGGGAGAUCCGACUACAUGAUGUCGGGAUGAGAUACAGAGAAAACCUUCCGCUGGUUCUCAAGAAUGUAACGUGCACUAUCAAGGCAGGAGAGAGGAUUGGCAUCGUGGGGAGGACCGGAUCAGGGAAGUCUUCUUUGAGCGUUGCCUUGUUUCGUCUAGUGGAGGCUGUUAAAGGAACAAUAACUAUCGAUGAUGUCGAUAUAUCGGAACUUGGUCUAUUUGAUCUGAGAUCUAAGAUGUCCAUUAUUCCUCAAGAUCCUGUCCUAUUCAUCGGUACCGUAAGAUAUAAUUUGGACCCAUUCGGUGAAAAUAAUGAUGCUGAUCUGUGGCAAGCAGUAGAAAAGGCCUACCUGAAGGAGAAGAUUAGUUCUCUAGAUGGCGGUCUCGAUGCUCUUGUUGCAGAAGGAGGAGAUAACUUCUCUGUUGGUGAGAGGCAGUUGAUGUGUAUGGCGAGGGCACUGCUUCGGAAUAGCAAGAUCCUAUUCUUAGAUGAGGCGACUGCAGCCAUUGACACAGAAACAGAUAGCUUGAUACAGCAGACAAUACGAACAGCUUUCAAUGACUGUACCACACUCACCAUAGCACAUCGACUUAUUACAGUACUAGACUCAGAUAAGAUUCUAGUCAUGGAUGAUGGAAAGGUUGCUGAGUUCGACUCGCCCAUAGCUCUACGGGCUAACCCAAAGUCUAUCUUCAGGGGGAUGUUAGCCGCAGCUGAAUCUCAGAGCACCUAGCUCAAGAGUCUAUCCAGGACAGAUGACGUCGGAGCCGGUCCUACUCCGCCAAGGCAGAAACCAGCGUAUUAGUUUAACUGUUUGUACCUCCGAAAUCUUGUAUUUCUGCCAUAGUUUUAUAUUUACCUCACAUAUUUUAACGUUCAUUGAACAAUUGUGCAACACGGUAGCCAUUCAGGAAGACAGUAUCAUGGCUGAAUGUGAGAACAGCUAGCUAAAGUCAAUUUAUUUCUAAGAUAUAAGAUGGCGUAAUUGGCAGUAGUUGAAUCAUAGAGGUAUUAAAAAAUGGAGUCCCAGCUCACUAAAAUGAAUGCUUACAGUUGACAGAGUUGAAAGGAUGCACAAAUGAAUCACUGAAUUGCUUUGAUUCUUCGAUGUCGGAGGUUUCACGUCGCCGAGGUAGACAACAGCGAUUGAAAAAGAUGUUUAUAUUUUAAAGUAUUAUUAUGCUCAAUUAGUAUGAUGAAUCAAAAAGCACAAUAAGUAAACAUGCAGUUGCAUUUAAUACAAUCAUUUAUAGUAACAAAGCCUCAAAGUUUAGAACUUCUUGAUAUAUAAAGCCUCGAAAGUGUCACCAACAUACGCUUUAUGUGCAGAGUUUAAGUCCCUUUCUUAUUCAUUCCAAGCACUGUAAUUCGUUAUUUCUAUCAUGAAAGCUUAUUUUGUCAAAUAAAGCAUUUACUAUUAAUGUCCUCACAUGCCCACUCGAGAUAUUUCAUUUAGUCUGGGAUGUUAAUAGGGCAAUAUAGGGGCAGUUUGAUGCAUCUUCUAAAAACCCAAUAUUCUGCCGAUAGUGUCUCUUCGUUGUGCAAUAUAAGGUUAUCUGAAUGUUUUCAUCACCUGCAUGGGAAGUACAUUUACAUAUUUUGCAUGCCUGGUGUGGCGACACAGAAGCUUCCUUUUCCUUCAAAGACAAGCACCUACAGUAACUCCAGCUGUAAUACCUCUUUGGUUGUAUUAAACCUUUCGUGCUUACUGCCAGUACAAGUAUACGAGUACAUGCCAUUUUUACCUCUGACAUUUUCACCUCUAGAGUUUUUACCUUUGACAUGUUUACCUCUGCCAUUUGUUUACCCCUGGCAUUUUGUUAACUCUGGCAUUUUUACAUCUGACAUUUUUACAUCUGACAUUUUUACACCGUACCUUAUACAUAACACACGCACCUGAUGUAAGAAUUGUUUUGUUUUUCGCACUUUGAGUCAGUUCAUCAAUUUCUUAUUGUUUGAGGUAGCGUAUGGAAUUGUUAGGCUCAAACUUCAAUAAACAGGGUAUCCAUGGCAAUAAGAUCUCGAGUAUGUUCAGAUGUGUGGAAUGUAGACUUUUGUUUAAUACAUGUAGGACAUAACUAAUAGAUAUCCAAAAUUCUAGCAAACUCAAAACUUCUGGACGAUAAUUUUGAAAAUGCGAGCAAGCAUUAUGAAGUGGUGUAGCAAAUACAACGCCAAGGCUGUUGUUUCCCUCCCCCGAGAACCCAACAGGCUAAUUAUGAUGGGUUUUUUUGUUCUUGUUGUAAUCAAAUGUAAUGUGUGUGUUUUUGUUAUGUGCCUCGUUACGAACUACUAUUUUUUCAUUUAUCUGUUACGAAAACGAAAUUGUAUUUCGAUAUUAAGCAUGCUAGGAUAAGCUAUAAUGUUUGUCCAACCUAACAACAACUAAUUAUAAUCGGUCUAACUAUGAGCCAGUUCGUAGUCGCUAACUUUGCAUGGACAGAUAAUGGUCAUUUGUACAAAAUGUUAAAACCCACUGAGUAAUGAAACACACUCAGACCUAAAGUUGGAUACGUGCUCAUUUAACUUAGUUGUGUGAUCAUAUUAUGCACUGACAGCACGUUAUGUGGUACACAGGUGGGAGUAUACUUAUCAUGAUGGCAAACAAAAGGUAUUCAUGAAGUACAUCCAUGAUUUUGGCGACGGUGGUUAUUUUAAAAUGCACAAUUUGGGACUUCUCCAAGUUUAAAAUAUCUGUGGAUAAUCCGGGUCAAUUGAACCGUGUCUUAUAACGAACUGGUAUAUUGAGAGACAGUAUCAUAUCAAAUAUUUGUGGAUAAUCCGGGUCAAGUGAACCGUGUCUUAUAACGAACCGGUAUAUUGAGAGACAGUAUCAUAUCAAAUAUCUGUGGAUAAUCCGGGUCAAUUGAACCGUGUCUUAUAACGAACCGGUAUAUUGAGAGACAGUAUCAUAUCACAGGUUAGUGUAAUCAUUCUUUGCUAGGUAAACUUAUACUUGAAUUAUAUUGUAUUUUGUAUAACAAAUAAAGAAGGUCUUACUAUGCAACCAUUUUUGGGAGAUAAUGCCAUCCACUAAAAAAAAAAGUACUAGUGACUGAGAGAUAUUAUAUCGUAAAUACAGUACUUUUUCUUAUA
Strongylocentrotus purpuratus (purple sea urchin) is the source of this 6815-nucleotide messenger RNA. Its product is annotated as multidrug resistance-associated protein 5. Bases 223 to 4452 code for a protein of 1409 amino acids. Gene Ontology annotation, biological process: transmembrane transport. Gene Ontology annotation, cellular component: membrane. NCBI's taxonomy places the organism in Eukaryota, Metazoa, Echinodermata, Echinoidea, Camarodonta, Strongylocentrotidae. Gene Ontology annotation, molecular function: ATP hydrolysis activity; ABC-type transporter activity; ATP binding. The record is from RefSeq and is a predicted model, not a curated record. The transcript has 28 exons.